Messenger RNA from Coffea arabica (coffee), 1455 nucleotides. Its product is annotated as membrane-anchored ubiquitin-fold protein 4. NCBI's taxonomy places the organism in Eukaryota, Viridiplantae, Streptophyta, Magnoliopsida, Gentianales, Rubiaceae. The record is from RefSeq and is a predicted model, not a curated record. Gene Ontology annotation, molecular function: protein binding.
AAAACAAAAAAAACACAAAGAAAGAGGUAGUAGUGUUAAAAUAGAAUUAUAGAGAGAGAGAGAAAGAGGGUGGCGGAGAACGGAGUAGAAAUGGUAAGAAAAGGGUAAAGCAUGUUAUUGCUAUAUUUUCACUGGUUCACUACUACUAAUUGGCAAUUGAAUACAGGAAAGGGAGCAGUAGUGAGUGAGUAGAAGAAGAAGAGACGAAUGGUAUUGGUAGGGUAAGAGCGUCAAGAAGAUCCGUGGUCCAACACGCCACCCCCAUCCCCAUCCCCCAACUUUCUCUUCUCCCUGCUACUAGUAUUCGUAUCAUUAUCAUCAUCAUGCUACUGCUAUUAGUUAUGCGGAGUACUAAUAUUUAAUCAAUAUAUCUAUGUAUCACCGCCUGCUACUGCUGCUAGUAAUUCCAUUAUUCCGUGUUUUUCUCUGAAGCUGAGUCUGUACGUGCCACCGCCGUUUCAUCAAUCCCAUCUGAAUACUCCACCGGUUGGAGGUGUUGUUGGUAGGUGAGGUGGUGAUUUCGUGAACGGAGGGGAGGCGUGGGGAGGUGUCGGGGGGCAAGGUUCGAUUUUUCUCCUAGAAAGAGCCGGCGCCGCCUGGUUUGAUCGGACGAAAGGGUGUCUGGAGACUACUUCAGAAAAAAGAAAAUUAAGGCAGGGGGUUUUCUUUGCAAAUGCCGGAGGAGGACUUGGUCGAGCUCAAGUUUCGAUUAUACGAUGGAUCAGACAUCGGCCCCUUUCGUUACUCACCGGCUUCAACUGUUGCUAUGCUCAAGGAAAGAAUCGUCGCUGAGUGGCCUAAAGAUAAGAAAAUUGCACCAAAGGCCGCAAAUGAUGUGAAAUUAAUAAGUGCUGGCAAAAUUUUGGAAAACAACAGGACUGUUGGCCAGUGCAAGAUGCCUUUUGGGGAGUUGCCGAAAGGUGUAAUCACAAUGCAUGCUGUUGUGCAGCCAUCUUUAGCUAAAGCAAAGACAGUAGGAAUGGUGGGAAUGAUUGGGUUGCAACCACUGAAGGUUAUGAUGUUUUUAUAUUUGUUGCAUCACCCUAGCGGCAGCAUGGAAAUGCUAUUUGUGAUCAAGAACAUUCAAGGACUAAGUCAGUCAUUCAUAAAUCUCAAGUCAACCGCACAAAUGGAACUACCAUUGUAUCUGUACAAAACAACUUGCAUCUUUGCUUGAGUAGUAUUUGUGCCAUUUAACUGGAAACGACAGAUCUGAGGUUGAGAGUCCUAUGACUGAUUGGAGUGUAUUGUGGUGGUGCGUACUGUAAGGCUAUGAAAGUAGGCACGAGAGGGAGGGUUUGGUUUUGCUUAUUGUUUUUCCCUCCUUUAAUUUCUGUUUAAGAGAAAGUUUGCUAAAGUUAUCAAUCGACUUCCGUAAAAGAGAAGUACUUCCUGGUCUUUGGACUUUAUCCAAAUAUAUCUGAUGGAUAACUAAAUAUAAGAUUUGGAGGCGAA